CGGAGCUUCCUAGUUACCACCUUUCUUCUCUCCUCAUCCGAGAAGUCACAAUCUCGAAUCACACUCACCAAACAACACAAACAUUUCAUUAAAACCGCUCAACACUAUCAUUUCAUGGCGACUUCUCUCUCCGUCUCCUCCUCAGCCACUUCCAUCUCCGUCACCAAACCAUCACUCUCCCCAACCUCCACCUUCACAUCACCAAUCUCCUUCACACGCUCCCUCUCUCCUAACCUCUCCCUCAAAUCCCACACCCACCACAUCUCCAUCUCCACCACAAGAUCCUCCUCAACAACCAUCACCUCCUCCAUCUCCCUCGGAGACAAACUCCCAGACUCCACACUCUCCUACCUCGACCCCACCACCAACGACGUCAAAACCGUCACCGUCUCCUCCCUAACCUCCGGUAAAAAAACCAUCCUCUUCGCCGUCCCGGGCGCCUUCACACCCACCUGCUCCCAGAAACACGUCCCUGGAUUCGUCUCCAAAGCAGGAGAGCUCAGAUCCAAGGGCGUAGACGUCAUCGCGUGCUUAUCCGUGAACGACGCGUUUGUGAUGGAAGCGUGGAGGAAGGAUCUUGGGAUAGAGGAUGAGGAGGUGAUGAUGUUAUCUGAUGGGAAUGGAGAGUUUACGGGGAAGCUUGGUGUGGAGAUGGAUUUGAGGGAUAAGCCUGUGGGACUUGGGGUUAGGUCGAGGAGGUAUGCGAUUUUGGCGGAGGAUGGGGUUGUUAAGGUUUUGAAUCUUGAAGAUGGUGGGGCCUUUACUAACUCUAGUGCUGAGGAUAUGCUUAAAGCUCUUUGA
This is a messenger RNA of Eruca vesicaria subsp. sativa (arugula), 801 nucleotides long. NCBI's taxonomy places the organism in Eukaryota, Viridiplantae, Streptophyta, Magnoliopsida, Brassicales, Brassicaceae. The record is from the annotation of a GenBank genome assembly.